Molecule: messenger RNA, 1467 nt
Organism: Iphiclides podalirius (scarce swallowtail)
Lineage: Eukaryota; Metazoa; Arthropoda; Insecta; Lepidoptera; Papilionidae
Source: the annotation of a GenBank genome assembly
AUGUGGCCAGGCUCGAACGAGAAUGAUGUUUCUCCGUCAUCAUCGCAGCAGCCUCAAGGAGAAGGAUCUGCCUCUACGGCUUCUGGAAACCUUAAUACUACCAUUAUACAAAAUCACAAUCAGCGAGAGACUGUUGGUCCAAUCUAUCAAAGUUCUACUCUUUUCCGACGGGAGGCCGAGGAACCUCCCGAAAGCGGCCGCUCAUCGUGGAGGAGACGGGAGCCGUACCAUGUACCAAGCCGUUAUCGCAGGGGUCAGCAAGCAAUAUCAGAUUCGAGUAUGGAACAAAGUGGAAACAUAUCAUUGAGCCCAUACAUCAGUCGCAGUUUUGAGCUACCCAAUGUUGGAAUUCAAUGGAGGCCACAGGUGGACUGGCCACCGCUGCCUGGAGUCGCUUCUCAAGAUUCUAACACUGCGCGUAAAUCGAAGUCCGACAAGGAGAAGGAACCGCAGCUUCCGCCAACUCGCGUGAUAUUAAGAGGUCUCCGAGCGAAGCGGUGCAUAAAGUUCUCGCCGACGGUCUGGAGAAUGGCCUUGAAAUUAAUCAAACAAGCCCGAGAAAACAAAAUACUCGACAUAAGGAAAGUUCUGUGCCGCACUUGCGAGAAUCUUCCAGUGCGCCCCGUCACUGGGACGUGUGGACACACGAGAUGCACAAAAUGCAUUGAGCAGAGCGGCUCGUGCCCAUGCGGCGGCCGGGCGCCCCGUGAGCUCUUCGUUGAUGUCUUAAGUCGGCAGCUCAUUGAAAAGAUGAUGCAAGAUGGAGAGGGCAGUGACAUAAACUUCACACAUGAUCGAAGACAUAACGUCCACGAGGCCGCCGGUACAUCAGCCACACUCGGUGCUUCGGCCACAUCAGUCACCCCAUUAGACGCUGAAACCGCGCUACCCGUGCAAAUUCGUGAACCUUCGUCACGGGAGUCUGUCAGUGAGAAAACGCCUCGUGCCCCGAUGACACCACAGGUUCGUUUGGGAUAUGCCCGUGCUCUUAUUUCUGCGGGGCAUCCGAAGGAAGCUGUGGCACAACUUGCGAGGGUUGCAACAUAUGAAGAUCCUAUAGCACCCAGCGCCCGCACUUUGCUCCUCCAGACGCUGGACUCUCUCACGAAACAAGAAAACCAUCGCGUUUUAACGAUCCAGGUGAAGCGUCUAAUCCAGAACCACGCGACUACGUCCUGGCUCAGCGUCUCGGACCUUGAGUGUCCGCUAUGCCUGCAAACCUUCAAUCAUCCGGUCACAACACCUUGCGGCCACACCUUCUGUCGCUAUUGCAUCGAGCGCCUGAUCGACUACAGAAAACCUUGCGCUCUCUGCCAGCGCCCCUUGAACGAGAGCUAUUUGUCCCUGACAGAAGAAACAUUCCUUGUAAAGGCAGCUCUGGAAUCGAUCAACGCUGUGAAACCACGCAAGAUGCUAGACUGCAACGUCAUCUAUGUCAUCGCGUGCACCGUAGCUUUUCCGAAGUAC